Candidula unifasciata is the source of this 1255-nucleotide messenger RNA. The record is from the annotation of a GenBank genome assembly. NCBI's taxonomy places the organism in Eukaryota, Metazoa, Mollusca, Gastropoda, Stylommatophora, Geomitridae.
AUGACACACCGAGAACGCCGAAGCGUCAGUCUGGGUCGCCAUAAAGACCGGGGGUCACGCGAUCACGCCAAACCAAUAGAAGACGACCUGUCAACUCGCCACAACAUUUCCAACUUCCUGCUCACACUACAGAGAAUUCAGGCGUCAGAGGAAGAAAACAGAUUGCUGAGAAAGGAAAACGAUCUCCUGCGACAAAGAGCGCGUUCCUAUCGCAUGUCGUCUGCAAGUAGCUCCGACCAAACCACAAUUCUACCUGAUGCAGAAGAUGACAUAAUUGCUGCUGACGUUAAAAGGAAUUCCUUAAUAUUUGUUGGAGAUUCAUCCCCGACUUCUCCUGAACAUGCCGCCUUGGAAGCACAGUACAAUAAAUUGCAGGAAGACUUCAAGAUGGUCAAAGACUUUUUGAAGCAUCUUUUCCAGCAUGCCUUGUCCAUCCCUUCGUCAGAUGGCUAUGAGAAUUCCUACAAAGAUGGCAAAGAUAGAGAGAAUACUGAUAUUAAUACUUAUAAUCCAUUGAAGUCCAAACAGCUGGAACGCAGCCUGGAGGAUAUUCAUGGGCAGAUCAGCCAGCUGCGUAACAGUCAGGAACAUCAACAAGUCAAAAUGGAACAGGUGCAGCAAGCCCUUGACAACGUUCUGUGCCAGUCUUCUGUCAGAAAUGAUGUCACAAUGAGAAUUGUCAGACAGCAGGACAAAGUCAAGGAGUUGACCAGGUAUUGCAACUUCCUGGAGGCACAGCUCAUGGCCCUCAGUAUUUCUCUCAGACAAGCUGAGGAAAAAGUACGGCAGACGGCAGAAAUUGGCCAGACGUUAAACAACUUUGCACAAACAAACAGCAAACAUUUGAAAGGGAACACCAAGGAUGAGAUAUGCAGGGUUGCAGAACAAUUAACAUACCUGGGACAAAGAAAAUCAAGCUGUGCUUGCAAGAUUGUUGCAGUAAAUAAGCUUGUGAAUCACCUGACUGUGGCAGCCAAUCAGAGACAGACAUUAAUAGACUGUAAACCUCCUGCAGAUGUCAUUGAUACAAUGUCCAAGCUGGAGCGGCUUAUAGGUUCUGACUGGCACAGGUUAGGACGGAUGCUUGGUCUCAACCCCGACUGUCUCGAUGACAUCGGCAAGUUCACCAACUUUGAUCUGACCAGUCGGGCUGAGAAGGUUAUAACCACUUGGGCAAGACUUACCCGGGGAGCCAACAUGGAAGGCUUGAGGCAGGGGCUUGAUAAGAUGGACAGAGACAUUUUACUUGUCACUG